AUGACAUAUUAUGUUGUUCUAGGUGAAGUUCCCGUUAAAAGGAAACUUGAUUUUGUCGAGUUCGAAUCCUCAGAACUUGUUAUGAACCUUAGGCAUGUUAUCUAUGAUAAGAAAAAGAACACCUUUUUUAAACAAAAUAUUGACGAAAGUGACCUCGUAUUAUGGAAAGUUGAUAUCUCUUUCGGAAAUGAAAACGAUAAUUUGAAGAUGCUUGAUGACACGUCUUGUAUAAUUAACGUUAAACAAGAUCUUGAAGGAAAGGAGAUGUUUUCAGGAGACCCAAUUUCAGACCAUUUAGAACACUUUGAUAAAACACGAUGCUCAAUCCACAUCAUUGUCCUACCCCCACCGCCACCACCACGGGAAAGGAAAAUGGUGGAGGAUGAGGAAGAUAAUAGAGUAAAAAAGGAAAAAUUUCAAAAUUUACUUAAUAGCUUACCAGAGAUCAACAUACAAGAUAAGAUACAAAAUUCAGCUGAUACCUCAUUACUGGCAAUCCAGCAAUAUGAAACUGUUACAGCAUUGAUUUAUCCUUCAGGUGAUAAGGAAUGUGUAAUUGGCAAGGUACAAUACAGACAAAUAGCGGAAGAACAAGAUGUUUGUGAUUUUUCAAAGCAGUGGUGCAAAAAACUUUACAUGCCGAUAUGGAAUGAAUUUGAAGUUGAAGACUGUUGGAAGAAUGUAUAUUGCGAAAAAGUUCCUUCAGAAUCAUUGAAAGAUAAGUUCAAACUAUGUGGUGGGAUUUCUCGAUUGAUCUUUGGUGAAUCAGGCAUGCUCUGUAAUCAAGCUAAAGACUUCUCAGGUGAUGAAUUUACUCAUAAACUAAUUCAUAUGCAUAUCAACCUUGAAGAAACAGAAGUAGAAGGUGAAAAAGCUGAUCCAUACACCUGUUGCUCCUGCUUUUUUGGGUCAGAUUAUAUUGCAUAUAAAUGUUUAAAAAGAUUGAAAGAGGAUAAGGAGGAUUUGCGCACUUUUAUUGAGACUGCAAUGGGAUCUCUCUGUGAGCAGUUAUUCGAAUUGGUCUCACAUGAAAUUCUUGGAACCUUUUCAAAGAAAUUUUUAUUUGAUGAUAUUAGCAAGAUUGAAAAAAAUAUUAUCGAUCAACUUCCAAGAUUUUUGAAUCCAUAGACAGCUAUGUUCGCUACCCCUAUAAAAAAUUUUAUCGUUAUUUCUGUAAAAACUCUGUAAAAAUGAGCCUUUCAUGGAUCAAUUCACGGAAAAUGUAAAUAAUUCGAUAAAUUCCGCGAUAUAACUCAUAUAAGGCUAUUAAUUCCGGGAACAUGAGCCUUUUACGGAAAAAAGAUGGAGUAUAAAAAACGGAUUGACUUUUUUUACAGGGUACAACAAGCU
Molecule: messenger RNA, 1350 nt
Organism: Rhizophagus irregularis DAOM 181602=DAOM 197198
Lineage: Eukaryota; Fungi; Glomeromycota; Glomeromycetes; Glomerales; Glomeraceae
Source: RefSeq, a predicted model, not a curated record